Messenger RNA from Alnus glutinosa, 1645 nucleotides. RefSeq names its product transcription factor FAMA-like. Gene Ontology annotation, cellular component: nucleus. The record is from RefSeq and is a predicted model, not a curated record. Gene Ontology annotation, biological process: stomatal complex development; positive regulation of DNA-templated transcription; guard cell differentiation. Gene Ontology annotation, molecular function: protein dimerization activity; DNA-binding transcription factor activity. NCBI's taxonomy places the organism in Eukaryota, Viridiplantae, Streptophyta, Magnoliopsida, Fagales, Betulaceae. The transcript is spliced from 5 exons. The coding region runs from base 192 to 1466 and encodes 424 amino acids.
AUCGAUUCUUCAAAUUUCAUUUUCACUGUUUAAUUUGUGUAAUAUAUUGCUAGCUUAGUCUCUCUCCACUCAGGUGGAGGGACCCGAGCUGUCGGAAUUCACUAGGGUUUUUGUCCUUGCAUGCAUUGACCUCGCUUAAUUACAGUUUCCGAUUCAAGUUAUCAUAUAUAUGUAUAUACAAACACAUAACAAUGGAGAAAGAAGAAAACUACUCGGCACCUUUACUGCCGCCAAGUUUUUCUGGCCUGGAUUACCCUCCAGAUCAUCAACAAUUCAUGAAGCCACGGAUUGGUGAAACUUCAGGAGAUAACAACAACAACAACAACGGGAUGGUCGAUUACUUGUUGAGUCAUCAACAGCAACAGCAACAACAGCAAAUAGCUUCCGGAUUUUGCGGUUCGGGUUCUUUUGAUAAAUUGAGCUUCGCUGAUGUGAUGCAGUUUGCCGACUUUGGGCCCAAAUUGGCACUGAACCAAUCCAAGAUUUCGGAAGAAGAAUCUGGGAUUGACCCGGUUUACUUUCUUAAGUUCCCGGUCUUGAAUGACAAGUUGGAGGAUCAUACGUCUCUGAUGGUCCCACAGCAUGGAGCAUGUGAUGAAGAUAUCAGGUUCAAAGGGGUGGUGGGUGUGGAAGAUGAAGCAAGAUUAUUGGGAGAAGAAAGUGGGUUUAGAGAGGAUGAGGAAGCUGCCCGGGACAUUUCUGAUGAUACUUCGGUGCAACUUAGAUUUCUGGGUGAAGAUCAUCUCCACAAGAACCCUACACCCGAAGCCAAAACCAAGAGAAAAAGACCAAGAAGUAUUAAGACGAGCGAGGAAGUGGAGAGCCAGCGGAUGACUCACAUUGCGGUUGAAAGGAACAGAAGGAAGCAAAUGAAUGAACAUCUUCGCGUCUUGAGAUCCCUCAUGCCCGGUUCAUACGUGCAAAGGGGGGAUCAAGCUUCUAUUAUUGGGGGAGCCAUUGAGUUUGUGAGGGAAUUGGAGCAACUUCUGCAAUGCUUAGAAUCACAGAAGCGGCGAAGAAUCUUUGGAGAAGGUCCAAGACAGGCUGAUUCAUCUCUUGCAAUCCAACAGCCUCAGGCGCCUCAGCCACAGCCACCAUGCUUUCCUCCUAUACCUCUUCCAAAUGAUCAGUUCAAGCUUGUGGACUUUGAGAUCGGACUCCGAGAGGAGACAGCUGAGAACAAGUCCUGCUUGGCUGAUGUGGAGGUGAAGCUUCUAGGGUUUGACGCCAUGAUCAAAAUUCUUUCUAGAAGAAGACCAGGCCAGCUCGUCAAAACCAUCGCAGCGCUUGAAGAUUUGCAGCUUAAUAUCCUUCACACCAACAUCACCACCAUUGAACAAACUGUUCUCUAUUCGUUCAAUGUCAAGGUUGCUAGUGAAUCGAGGUUCACAGCUGAAGAUAUCGCGAGCUCGGUUCAACAGAUAUUCAGUUUUAUCCAUCAAACAGCGCCAUGUGACGUAAUCUAGCUAAAGAAAGAUGAGCUAGCUCCUUUCUAUCUUCAAUGCAUGCCUAGCUAGCUAUAUGGAUUUGAUGAUCAGUGGCCUCUUUCUUUUGGAAUAUUCUCUAUUUUUACUCUAAAAACAAAAUUAAUUUGUACUCCUCUAGUCUUGGUGAUGAAUAUUAAUUACUCAGAUCUCUCUCUCUC